AGUGGGAACUUCUUUAAGAAACAGACACUCACCGAACCGAACAACCUUCUACUUUAAAAAGCGAAUACGAAAACGAUGUCUAAUGUUAUAUCUUCUUCAACCUAAUUACUAACCUGUUUGAUCCAAAAAUUCGGACAUGGAUUCCAGCAAAGACCAACCAACCUCCGUCUGCCACGUGGUUGCUGUGCCCUAUCCCGGCCGGGGCCACAUCAAUUCAAUGAUGAACCUCUGCAAGUUGCUAGCUUCCCACAAGGCCGAUAUUCUCAUCACCUUCGUCCUCACAGAAGAGUGGCUCGGCUUCAUCGGCUCCGAAGCCAAACCGGACAACGUUCGAUUCGCCACAGUUCCCAACGUUAUACCGUCGGAGCUGGUCCGCGCCGCCGACAUAGACGGCUUCAUCGAAGCGAUCAUGACCAAUAUGGAAGCUCCGUUUGAGCGUCUUCUGGAUCGGCUCGAGCAGUCGCCUGUUUUGAUUGUGGCGGACACUUUCUUGCCUUGGGCCAUCAGUGUCGGAAACCGAAGGAAUGUCCAGGCGGCGUCGUUUUGGCCGAUGCCGGCGUCCGUUUUCUCCAUGUUUCAACACUUCCAUCUUUUGGCGGAAAAUGGGCAUUUUCCUGUUGACUUGCUAGAGAGGGGAAAUGAGCGUGUGGACUACAUUCCAGGAGUUUCUUCGACGCGACUAGUAGACCUUCCUCAUUUCAUGGAUGGAAGCAUGGUCAGUAACUUGAUUGUGGAGGAUUGGAAAGUUGGGUUGAGGGUGAAGAAGGCUGAGGUCAAAAUUGACCAUUUGGUGACAAGGGAGGAAAUUGCUGGGUUGGUGAAGAAAUUCAUGGAUUUGGAGGAUGAAGAAGGGAAGGAAAUGAGGAGAAGAGCUAGAGAGCUUAAAAAGAUAUGCCAUGGUGCCAUUGCAGAAGGUGGGUCAUCUGAGACUAACAUCGAUGCCUUCAUUAGAAGCAUUUCUCAAGGCCAUGAGCAUUAAGCCAAGACUCAAUCUACUUGUUGUUAGAGGUUCUCAAAAGACUGUUUAAAAGCUUGAAAUAAGGUUCCCUUAUAAUAUUUCAAAUUUUGUUCGCAACUUACAUGACAUGUUCACACAACAGUCCUAUGUUUUGGAGGCCUUAGACGAACAGCUUAAAUGGGGCCUUCUACUCUAUAUGUAAAUUUAUGUGUUUUUUU
Molecule: messenger RNA, 1176 nt
Organism: Prunus avium (sweet cherry)
Lineage: Eukaryota; Viridiplantae; Streptophyta; Magnoliopsida; Rosales; Rosaceae
Source: RefSeq, a predicted model, not a curated record